GGAGGGUGGUCUGUGCGAGGAGGAAGCCCCAAGAAAAGCCCAAAGCCUUCCACCCUAUGCAGACUCAUUCCUGUGCUAGGCAAACCAAAGGCAGCGCUUGCGUCCCGCGUUUUAACGGCCCUCCCUGCAUCCUUAUGUCCUUCUCCUGGGGUUUCAGUCGUUCUAUUUAACGCAAGUAGACCAGAAUGAUACAGAUCUUGGAUCCAAGGCCUCUUCCCAGUUCUAUGAUGCCUGUUGAUGUGGCCAUGAGAAUAUGCUUAGCCCGUUCGCCACCUGUGAAGAAUUUUCUCAACCCGCUUGAUGAAUAUCAAAGGAGAAACUUCGUGGACCGAUUUAAGCCUCUCAGACCAUGCCUGAAUGUGAAACGGGAAACGGAGUCCCAAAGCAGUGACUGGAAACUCACUGCUGGACGAGCCAAGAAGAGAGUUGUCUUUGCAGAUUCCAAAGGACUCUCUCUGACUGCAAUUCAUGUAUUCUCAGAGUUCCAGGAGAAUCCAGCAUGGGACCUUCAGUUUGAGUUGUUAGACCUUGAAGACAUAACAGCUGGCCUAAAACUACAUGAGGAAAAGAACUUGAUUCUGGGUUUCACUCAGCCUUCAGCUGACUACUUAGACUUCCGGAACCACUUACAGAAGAACUUUGUGUGUCUUGAAAACUGCACCCUCCAAGAAAGGGCUGUGUCUGGGACUGUGAAAGUGAAAAAUGUGAGUUUUGAGAAGAAGGUGCGGGUUCGGAUCACCUAUGAUUCAUGGAAAACAUGUUCCGAUGUUGAUUGUGUCUACAUGAACAAUGUGUAUGGAGACUCAGACAAUGACACUUUCUCCUUUGCUUUUGACAUGCCUCCAGCCAUUCCCGCUGAACAAAAGAUUGAAUUUUGCGUGUAUUACCAAAGUGGCGAGCAUAUCUUCUGGGACAAUCAUGAUGGGCAGAACUACAAGAUCGUCCAUGCAGAAUGGAAAUCUGAUGGAGUCCAAGCACCAGCAUCUCCCAGGAAAGACUGCAUGACACUCAAACCCUCAAGAAAAGUGCAUGGAACAGGCUCUGAACAACUUGGCAGCCCUCGGAUAUCCAGUGGCUUCUUCCCUGAAUGGCAAAGCUGGGGUAGGAUUGAAAACUCCUCCCCGUAUUGGUGAAUGGAAUAAACCACAGACAUGUCUGCUGUUGGCAGCUGAACAUCACCAAUCUUAAGCUUCUUUAAUGUACAGUAUAAACAAACCUCCUGGAAGGAAUUUCUGAAACUAAAUUUCAUACAUUUUAAAAACGAAAUGAAACUACCAACCACAUCUUAGACUUGGAGAGAAUUCAAAAAGAAUGUUGCCUAACGUAAAAUGGCACGUGUGAUCCAUAUAUGUGACUUUGUUUCGGCUGUUAACUUGCCUUAACUCAAGGGGUGGGGGCAAGCAAGAGAAUUGUUUGAAAAGUAACAAUGUUUGGUGGCUUUUUGGGAAGCUGUAAUUGUGUGUGGAGUGUUGAUUAGAUAGACAGAAAAACCUGCUUUAAUAUGGAGAAGAAACUGUAAGACAUAGUGAAAUGCCAAAACCGAGGCCUAAAUCAAGGCUAGAUCAGUUCUGAUCAUUAAACAGUUCAGUGUUCAGGAUUCUGGUACAGAAAUACCUUUCAGCAGGAAUAAAGUGGAAUGAGAGAGACUGAAAGAGAGUUAGUAUGAUACACUGUAUUAUAAGGAAAAAUAAAGUAUGGGAGGAUCUGGCCUUUAAAAUCCCAAAAUAAGUUAUUCAGGGGUUUUUAAGGAGCAAUAAUAUACAAAGUACUUUAUUUCUACAAAAAUAGGGUUACUACCUUUGUAUCCCAAGAGAGACAUUGUGCCUUUAAGAGCUGAAUGACAAAAUGCACCUUUCCCCAUCAAUGUAUUGGGAAAAAUUGGGACUGCCUCUGUUAAAUUUCAGCCUGCCAUGCUUGGGUAUGUGUGGAGGAGGUGAGAGGAAGUGUGAAAAGAAAGAAAGGGGUUGGGAACUGUGAGAUCUAUUUAUCUAUAUAUAUAUAAAUAGGCCCCUAAAUAGUUGUAGACUUGGUUUCAGGAAUCUGUCUUUCAACUUGCUAUGCAAUAGCCUAAUUUUGCUUUCAUAAACACUUGUGAAACUUCACUUCACAGUAGAUUUCCAUCUUGUAUACACAAAGACUAUGCCUGAAACGAAAUCCCAUAGGGUGUCCUAAGAUUACACUGUUCUGUUUUUUAAGAGAGACUCUUGUGAAAUGCCUUAAAUCUAUAGAUAUUGGCUGCUGGGUCUGCUGAAUUUGCCUUGUAGAAGUAGCCACAAGUUCUAGUAUCUUGCUUGUUGUUGUAGAGUUUUAGUAACAUUUCUCCCUCUAAAAAUAGCUCUUCACAACAGUAAAAUAACCUAAGCCAUUUAAAAUCCUUCAUAUUGAAGGGGUGAUAUUGUAGCUGCACUUCUCAAGCUAAUCAGUUUAAAAUGACAAAGUAUGCAUCUUGCACAUACGUAGAAAUAGUUUUCUAUUCACUUUCUCAUACCUCAUUUUUCUUCUGUGGCUUUUACAGAUGCAAAAAUUUGUGUGUGUGUGUGCACGCACGCACACGUGUUUUGUUUUAAUUGUAGUGUUCCCUGGAUAUAUCACAUCUUGUAAAUAGUGUGUGACUAUUGCUUUGACACAGGCUGUAUAAGACAGAGCGAAGCAGGAUGGAAGUGUACACAUACCUCUGUGUUCACUUAACUGUUUUUACAACUGUAACAUCUCUGGAAAAGGCUGAUCAAAACAUUGUUUGUCACACCAAUACCAAGAUAGCAUUUGCAUUGUAAAAAAGGGAAAAGCCUCUUCAACACCCUUCCACCCU
Messenger RNA from Elgaria multicarinata webbii, 2809 nucleotides. It is a transcript of the gene PPP1R3C, whose product is annotated as protein phosphatase 1 regulatory subunit 3C. Gene Ontology annotation, molecular function: glycogen binding; protein phosphatase 1 binding. Gene Ontology annotation, cellular component: protein phosphatase type 1 complex. The transcript has 2 exons. Lineage: Eukaryota; Metazoa; Chordata; Lepidosauria; Squamata; Anguidae. Gene Ontology annotation, biological process: regulation of glycogen biosynthetic process. The coding region runs from base 186 to 1133 and encodes 315 amino acids. The record is from RefSeq and is a predicted model, not a curated record.